AUGAGCAAUUUUGUGGAGAAAUCCGCUAUUUCUGAGUGUGUGGAGCUCCAUGUGUUAUACGUGCCCGAGGAACAGUGGAAUGCAAGGUUAAAUAAAGUGUCAGUUGAGGCCAUCGACGGCUUCAUAUCAGCAGGUUUCAUUAGAGUGUUUCCAGACCUUAAUCUUAAAACACUUCGAGAGGAAUUGGGAGCACUUCUGGGAGCUGACAAAGCUAUAGGCAAAUUUUGUUUCCUCAAAUGUGUUGGCCGGAGUUUGGCACUGGUGAAAGCAAAACAAGAGAGAGAUCUGAGAGUCAAAUCCUUUGCUCCGCCAUACGCCCCUCAUCCAGAGUUGUACCUGUUGCCGUUAUUGGAAAACGCCAGUAGCGUUUGCUCACGCUCUUUCUCCCCAGACACACUUAGUUAUAACGCAGACCCUCAGACGUAUUACCCUACCAAAACACCACAGGCUUCAAGACUGACAAAGGAGUCCACUAAAUUUCCCUUAAUCAAACAAGUCCCUGAAUCGCCUCCUCUAGCUCCGAGUGUUGAUGAUGAAGAGAGCUCCGGCUCUCCGGAGGUGAAGGAGGAGGACUGUGUUUCCUCCGAAUAUUCACCUUGGGGAGAAGUCCAUCACUUGUCCUCAACUGUGCAAGAACAGGCUUGUGCUUUAGCAACGAAACCAGCUGGAGCACCAACGAGAAAGAAAUAUCAUUUCAAAAGAAACUGUACCAGGGAUUCAGGAAUACCAGAGUCACUGGAAGAUGAGACCCCCUCUCAAAACAGGAAGUUCAAAAACCAGAAGAGACCACCUAAUGAGGUUCACGAGAAUAGAUCAUCACUGUCAUCAGUUCCCGUGAAGUGUAAUUCUCCAAGUGCAGAUUCAUCUCCUGACCUUCCUGCACGAAAGCCUGCCACCACUGUAUUCUCAACCAAUAGGAAUGAACUUAUUGCUCAAAUUAGGUUGGUCAAAGAGGAGCGGAAGCAGUUGGAAAAAACCCGGCAAGACCUUUUGAGAAAAGGCAAAGAGCUUAUCGCACUUAACAGGCAUCGCAGGAACCAGGCUCGAGACAGCUGGAAGAGGAGGUAUUUCGAUACCAAGAAGGCCACCGCGCCGUUAGAGGAAACACUGAAAGCUCUCCGUCAGGAACUUGAGACGUCGUAUAACAAACUUUUGCAACAGCUCCAAGCAAGGGAUGGAAGAAGCAAACAUAAACGACUGGGUAUUUCGAGAACCAAAAAUGAACUCAUUAUUCAGAUUUUGACAGAAAACUGUGAAAUAGAGAAUCUGAGAAAGAAUGUGGAGGAUGCUAAAAUGAAACUUGCCACAGAGAUUAAGCUCAGGAAGCAAGCGGCUACAGAGCUAGGGGCGCUAAAAGCAGAACUGUUACAGAAGAAGACUUCACUAAGUGGAUCCAUUAUUGUUGACUCUGGGUCAGGAUUUGGUCGAUCAUAA
Chanos chanos (milkfish) is the source of this 1434-nucleotide messenger RNA. RefSeq names its product spermatogenesis associated 1 (gene spata1). The record is from RefSeq and is a predicted model, not a curated record. The coding region runs from base 1 to 1434 and encodes 477 amino acids. Lineage: Eukaryota; Metazoa; Chordata; Actinopteri; Gonorynchiformes; Chanidae. The transcript has 12 exons.